CGCUUGCUGGACGGACGGACGGACGGGGGGCGCGCGGCUGGCCGUCCCGUGCCCGCAGGCUGAGGAUGCAGCGCUGGAAGGCGGCGGCCUUGGCCUCGGUGCUGUGCAGCUCCGUGCUGUCCUUCUGGAUGUGCCGGGAGGGUCUGCUUCUCAGCCACCGUCUGAGGCCCGGGCUGGCCCCGCUGCGCCGCCUGCCCCGCGCCCUGGACGCCCGGAUCGCCCGCCUGGCCCAGUCCUGCUGCCGCCCGACGGCCUACGAGGACGAGGUGUCCUUCCUGGACGCGCACAGCCGCUACCACACGGUGCACGAGCUGUCGGCGCGCGAGUGCGCCUGCGUGUGACCCUACCUCACCGGGACCGACGAGGCGGCGGCCACGCCCCCCGCCCCGACGGCAGCCGCCGGACCGCCCGGCCGGCUCCGAGACAGACUGCGCAUGUGCAGAGGAUGCCGGCGAGGCCACGGGACUCUCGCGAUAACUGUGCUGAGAUAAAACGUGGGAAAUCGAA
Molecule: messenger RNA, 507 nt
Organism: Carlito syrichta (Philippine tarsier)
Lineage: Eukaryota; Metazoa; Chordata; Mammalia; Primates; Tarsiidae
Gene: NRTN
Product: neurturin
Exons: 2
Coding region: 66-341 (91 amino acids)
Molecular function (GO): glial cell-derived neurotrophic factor receptor binding; receptor tyrosine kinase binding; growth factor activity
Source: RefSeq, a predicted model, not a curated record